UGGGUCUCUCCCCACCCAGGAAGGGGCGGGCUGGGCUGGGCGGUGGCUCCGGGCGACAGGGGAGAGUCGCGGCCGAGAGAGCAGGCAGCGCAGCGCCGAGCACCCUCCAACGAGCCCAGAAAUGGCUGCACCGCCACCUCCGUCGGCCCCCAACUUCCCAGUGGCCCCUCCGCCUUCCUACGAAGAAAUCAGCAACGCCGCCCCCUACCCUGUCCCAUACGCUCCCCAUGCACCGUUUGGGGAGGGACCCCCACCCAAAGAGGGGCAAGCCCCGCCUUACCCGGCACAGCCGUAUCCUGCGCACCCAGUGACCGUGGCCCCUCCUCCAGUGGCCGUCCAGGCGGUUUACAUCCAGAGCCCGCUGACCUUCCAAGACCGCCCCGUCCAGAUGUGCUGUCCGUCGUGCAGCAAAGUGAUCGUGACGCGCCUGACGCACUCAGCGGGGGCCCUGACCUGGCUGUCUUGCGGGAGUCUCUGCCUGCUGGGGUGCUGGGCUGGCUGCUGCUUCAUCCCCUUCUGCGUGGACGCCCUUCUUGACGUGGACCACUAUUGCCCCAGCUGCAACACCCUCCUCGGCACCUACAAGCGGCUCUGAGUGGCAGCAGGAUUUGUGCCGAAGGGGGGAAGUUGGGUCGUCUCUGCAAGCGUUUCUCCGGCGCUUUUGAUGCUCUGCAUUUUUGCCUUUUACAAAUAUCGGUUCAGCAAGAUGAGGCCUUUUUCUCUCCCUCUUCUCUGCCUCCAAAUUUCUGCUGCGAAAGGAACGCGCAGCGGCCAUUUUCUCCAGGGAAACUGAUCUCUGUAGCUUGGAGAUCAGUUGCGAUCCCAGGAGAUCUCCGUGAGGGAAGGAGUCAGGUGCAUUAAGCGUAUUGUCUUAAGAUGGGUUAUUGUGGGGGGUGAACCAACUGUGCGUGCUGCGCGAGGCUCCUUUUUUUUUACUUGGAGGCCUUUCUUGUUAUGCCUUAUUGUUUACUACUUUCCUUGAGCACUGAAAUCUCUCUUAAAAUGCUGGUUUUCAGACUCUUUUGAACAGGUGUUCCAUUCAAGUUGCACUGUGCCACAAAAACAAAAAAUUCUGGCCUCCUUUAUAUUCAGAGCUUUAAGUGUCGUACAGAGGAUAUUCCAAGUUUUUUGAUAUUAUGCCGCGAAGGAAAUCUGUGGAUAUCAGAAUAUUUUUUGCUUCUUGAAUUCCUCAAGAGGGUCGGAUUCCUUCUGUUCUCCGAACUGAUUUGGCAGGUUCUGAUGGGGAAAUUUUGCAUCCGUGGGGCUAGAAUAUCGGGUGGGUCAUAACUGAUAUGAAUGUAUUGAAUGGAUCAUAACUGAUAUGAGUGUAUUGAGGCCAGAUUCCCAUUUUGGGAUGGACGUUUUCUGCAGCAGCCCAGUGGGUCCUUGCUGUGCUCCCUUCUCCUAUGGAACAAUCUGGAUGAACUUGGGGGAUGUUGAGUGUAAGGAAGAGCGGAGUGCUACGUCACCGUAUGCGUUCUGGCAUCUGAAACAUUUUGUCAGUUCUCCCCCUGCGUUUUGUGAGCUUGCAUCUCAGAGCAAAUGCGAUUCAGAACACAAUAUCCUGUGGGAAGAGUAAUGGUUUGCUGCUGGAGCCAAAACUUGUAUUUUUUUAUGUGAAUUUGACCACUGUUUUGUUGUCCUGUGAAUCUUUUAAAUAAAAUUUGGAAGUUACUGUUGCA
Heteronotia binoei (common prickly gecko) is the source of this 1682-nucleotide messenger RNA. It is a transcript of the gene LITAF, whose product is annotated as lipopolysaccharide induced TNF factor. Gene Ontology annotation, molecular function: zinc ion binding. Gene Ontology annotation, biological process: regulation of cytokine production. The record is from RefSeq and is a predicted model, not a curated record. Lineage: Eukaryota; Metazoa; Chordata; Lepidosauria; Squamata; Gekkonidae. The coding region runs from base 122 to 595 and encodes 157 amino acids. The transcript is spliced from 4 exons.